Messenger RNA from Plasmodium malariae, 606 nucleotides. RefSeq names its product ras-related protein Rab-18, putative (gene RAB18). Lineage: Eukaryota; Apicomplexa; Aconoidasida; Haemosporida; Plasmodiidae. Gene Ontology annotation, molecular function: GTPase activity; GTP binding. The record is from RefSeq and is a predicted model, not a curated record. The transcript has 4 exons. The coding region runs from base 1 to 606 and encodes 201 amino acids.
AUGAAAAAUAAGAAUAAGUAUGAUUACUUGCUAAAACUGCUAUUAGUGGGUGAUUCCAGUGUAGGAAAAAGCAGUAUACUAUGCAGGUACUCGGAUAAUCAGUUUGAAGAAAAAGUCCUUUCUACCAUAGGAAUUGACUUUAAAGUGAAAUACUUAAAAAUUGAUAAUAAAACGAUCAAAGUUGGAAUUUGGGAUACAGCAGGGCAAGAAAGGUUUCGGACAUUAACAUCGGCGUACUAUAGAAAUGCUCAUGCUAUAAUUCUCGUAUACGAUUGCACCGUUAGGGAGUCCUUUGAAAACUUAGAUGUAUGGAUACAUGAAAUAGACAAGUAUUCUACAAAUAAAAAUGCUAUUAAAAUGUUAGUGGCAAAUAAAAUUGACAAGUCCAAUCAUGAAGUAACAAAAGACGAAGGGAAAAAUUUCGCUUUUGAAAAUAAUAUGCUUUUUUGUGAAACAAGUGCAAAGAAUGACAUAAAUAUAACAUACUGUUUUGAAGAAUUAAUACAACAAAUUCUAAAUAACCCGUCCUUGCUUGAGUUGAGUGUUGUUACGAAAAAUUUGAAGUUAGGCAAAAAGGAAGAAAAUAGAACGAAUUGUGUUUGUUAA